Molecule: messenger RNA, 2231 nt
Organism: Sus scrofa (pig)
Lineage: Eukaryota; Metazoa; Chordata; Mammalia; Artiodactyla; Suidae
Source: RefSeq, a predicted model, not a curated record
GUGGCGCCUGAGGGGCGGGCUGCGGGAGGGCGGCGGGAGUUGGCGUUGGUGGCCGUGACUACGGUCUCCUGGCAUCCCCUGGCCGGGUGGGUGUGGGGCCCCCUGACACCACCGACUCCGCGCCAUAGCAAAGCUGCGCCCUCCGAGGUGGGCGCUGCGUUCUCGUUUCACGGGCGAGGAGGCUUGGGCAGAGAGACGAAGCCACUUGUCCAAGGUCACGCAGCUGGUAAGUGGGAGCGCCCAGCAUGGAACCCAGGACCGUCUGGCUGCGGAUCCCGCGUUCCACCCUCCGUGCCGCCGCCGCCGCCUCCUACGGGAGGGGGAGGUGGUCGGGAGGGCGUAUCGUUGGGGCGAGCUGGGCUCCAGGCUGAGCGCGACCACUAACCAGAUGCGUGACCUCGGGCUUAACUUAACCCCUUCGCCUUUCUGGGCCUUGGUUUCUCCACCUGUGAAAGCGAGAUGAUGCUGGCCCUGCCUGCCUUCUCACAGGAGGAUCAGAGGAGAGCAUGUAUGUGGCGUUGCUUUGUGAAUAUCCCUACGCCGAGAACACUGAAGGAUUCGCUUGCUGUCUCAAAGGGGUCUCCAUCACCCAACUCCAUGCUUCGAGUCCUGCUCUCUGCCCAGGCCUCCAGCGCUCGGCUCUCUGGCCUGCUGCUGCUCCCGCCAGUACAGCCCUACUGUCUGGGGCCCAGCAAGUGGGGGGACCGGCCUCCUGGAGGAGGCUCCCAUGUAGGCCCUGUGCAGGGGCUGCAGCGGCUUCUGGAACAGGCAAGGAGCCCUGGGGAGCUGCUGCGCUGGCUGGGCCAGAACCCCACCAAGGUCCACGCCCACCACUACCUUGUGGCACUUCGUCGCCUGGGUCAGCUCUUGGGGUCCCAGCCACGGCCCCCUCCCGUGGAGCAGGCCACACUACAGGACUUGAGUCAGCUCAUCAUCCGAAACUGCCCCUCCUUUGACAUUCACACCAUCCACGUGUGUCUGCACCUCGCAGUCUUACUUGGCUUCCCAUCAGAUGGGCCCCUGGUGCGUGCCCUGGAACAGGAGCGCAGGUGCCGCCUCCAUUCGAAGCCGCCUCCCUCUCCGCAACCUGUCCUUCAUGGUGGGCAAAGGUUGGAAGCUGCUUUGAGCUGCCCCCGUUUCCUGCGGCAUCCACAGCAGCACCUCAUCCGCAGCCUGGCAGAGGCCAGGCCAGAGGAACUGACUCCCCAAGUGAUGGUGCUCCUGGCCCAGCACCUGGCCCGCCACCGGUUGCGGGAACCCCAGCUUCUGGAAGCUAUUGCUCACUUUUUGGUGGUCCAGGAAGCCCAGCUCAACAGCAAGGUGGUCCAGAAGUUGGUCCUGCCCUUUGGGCGGCUGAACUACCUGCCUCUGGAAGAGCAGUUUAUGCCCUGCCUCGAGAGGAUCCUGGCUCGGGAAGCAGGGGUGGCCCCCCUGGCAACUGUCAACAUCUUGAUGUCACUGUGCCAGCUGCGGUGCCUGCCCUUCCGAGCCCUGCGCUUUGUCUUUUCCCCAGGUUUCAUCAAUCACAUCAGUGGCACCCCUCACGCCCUGAUCAUGCGGCGCUACCUCUCCCUGCUGGACACAGCCGUGGAGCUGGAGCUCCCGGGAUACCGGGGUCCCCGCCUUCCCCGAAGGCAGCAAGUGCCCAUCUUCCCCCAGCCACUCAUCACCGACCGCGCCCGCUGCAAGUACAGCCACAAGGAUAUAGUAGCAGAGGGGCUGCGCCAGCUGCUGGGGGAGGAGAAGUACCGGCAGGACCUGACCGUGCCUCCAGGCUACUGCACAGACUUCCUGCUGUGUGUCAGCAGCUCUGGUGCUGUGCUUCCUGUGAGAACCCAGGACCCCUUCCUGCCAUAUCCUCCCAGGUCCUGUCCCCACGCAACCCAAGACCCUGCCCAAAGGGUGGUGCUGACGCUGCGGGAACGCUGGCAUUUUUGCCGGGAUGGCAGAGUGCUGCUGGGCUCCCGGGCCCUGCGGGAGCGGCACCUGGGCCUGAUGGGCUACCAGCUCCUGCCGCUCCCCUUCGAGGAACUGGAGUCCCAGAGAGGCCUGCCCCAACUCAAGAGCUACCUGAGGCAGAAGCUCCAGGCCCUGGGCCUCCGCUGGGGGCCGGAAGGGGGGUGAGGGGGUGCACACGGGGUCCACGAUGGCCCCCCCAUGGGGGGCGGACAAUUUGCACUUUGACUCUCUGUUUUGAUUUGUCAUUAAAGCCCCCUUCUUCCCCCGUUGCA